UCAACAAGUUUGUCACACCACUCGAUCUAUGGCACUAAGUCAACGACCUAGAACCACCACACAAUCUAAUGUAGAGAGAGAACACCCUCAAGGCUCCACACACCCUACUGUACAGGGUGAACAAGUCAAUGUGACGACCCAUUUUGAUACCGAAGAUGAUAAUCAAUCUUCCCAAGUUCCAUAUGGACAAACAUCUUCCUUUAAGCCACGUGGAGUUACUCGCGGCUUGACAACUACAACUAUAGCUAAGGCAUCAUCAACUGGAAAGUUGUCACUGACUUUUAAUGCGGAGUGUCGUCAACCAAUUUGUACUAAUGCUGAGAAAUUUAAUAAUGAGAUUGGAUUCAAUAUUCGGAAUCAUGGUACAUUUCAUUAUAAAGAGUGGAGAAUGGUCCCUGAAGAUGUGAGAGCUCCAUUGCGACACUAUCUUUUGGUAAGUCAUUUCACAAUAUUACAUUUAUAUUUGUAAUAUUUAUAAUUAAUAUUGUUUUAUGUUAUAGGAACAUUUUGACAUCAACUUGAAUGAUGAGACAACUAAAAAAUGCAUUGAUGAGAAAAUGAGAAAAGCUUGGAAGGGUCAUAAGUACAAGCUGCACUUAUAUUUCAAAUAAAUUGGAGGAGAAAAUGAUCUUGAGAUGGCCAAGAGCAAACGUCAUCCAGACUUAAAAGAAGAACAUCAAGAAGAUUGGAUGAUUUUGUGUGAUCGUUGGUGUUCUUCUGAAUUUAAGGAAAGAGCAUUAAAGAAUACUACCAAUCGAUCAAAGAGGAAAUGGGAGUCAAAAAAUGGUUCAGUCUCCACACCACGACAUCACAUUCGACGUGGAAUGGUGUUAACUUCUCCUACCGGUCAAAUUGAGACAUGGCGUCUAAAGCAUUAUGAUGCUGAGAAAGGAUGGACUGGAAUAGAGCUCGAGCCAUUAUAUGAUAAAAUGAUGGAGUUAAGGGGUCAACAUCCUCUAGAAGAACUGUCUGAUAAAGAGAUUAUGGAGCGUGUACUUGAACGUGAUUCGGUAUACUUGCGAGGGUGGGGGCGGUCACCUAGUGUCACAACUUCUACUUCACAUCGUGAAAAUAUUGUGGGUAACCAACCAACUUAUGAAGAGUUAGUUGAACGACUUAAUGAUACAACUUCCCGCCUUAAUGCUACUAACGAACAACUUAGUGUGGUUGUGGAUAUACUUCGUCAUAACAAUUUGAUGGCACCGCCUCCACCACCUCCAACAGACCAAGCUACAAAUGCAAAUUUAAGAGAGUCGCCAUCUUUUUCAGUUCGGGAGUCACAAGAUGAUUCUUAGUUUAUUUACAUUAAUUUACUAAGGAAUGAACUUUAUGAAGUUUUUUUUAUUUUGGUAGGGGUAACCUUAAAAUGAUAACUUUAUGACUUAUUUUAGUAUUGAACAUUAUAAAGAAUUUUAGCAUUAAACA
Humulus lupulus (European hop) is the source of this 1425-nucleotide messenger RNA. RefSeq lists its product as uncharacterized. The record is from RefSeq and is a predicted model, not a curated record. NCBI's taxonomy places the organism in Eukaryota, Viridiplantae, Streptophyta, Magnoliopsida, Rosales, Cannabaceae. The transcript is spliced from 4 exons. The coding region runs from base 636 to 1295 and encodes 219 amino acids.